Messenger RNA from Hordeum vulgare subsp. vulgare (domesticated barley), 1001 nucleotides. RefSeq names its product tRNA-specific adenosine deaminase TAD1-like. Gene Ontology annotation, biological process: adenosine to inosine editing; RNA processing. Gene Ontology annotation, cellular component: nucleolus; cytoplasm. Lineage: Eukaryota; Viridiplantae; Streptophyta; Magnoliopsida; Poales; Poaceae. The transcript has 5 exons. Gene Ontology annotation, molecular function: tRNA-specific adenosine deaminase activity; double-stranded RNA binding; double-stranded RNA adenosine deaminase activity. Bases 350 to 736 code for a protein of 128 amino acids. The record is from RefSeq and is a predicted model, not a curated record.
ACCUAUACAUACCAAGGCACAGCAUGCGGCGGCUUCAUUGGAUUUGGGCCUACAGGCCUUGUGAGGCGGAUGACACAUGGUUUGCUUGUUCACAUGACAACACAGCACCACGGCGGGACCUUGGACCCUAAGUCCGCCCAUCACCCGCCUGCCGGAGAUCUGCGUCGCCAUGGGAACACUGUAUAUUCAUGUCAUUUUCAUGCAGACCUUCAUGAUCCCAGGGACAAUAUUCAUGUCAUUGCUUGCUGGUGCCCUAUUCGGGCAACUCCGGGGCGUGGCUCUGGUUGUCUUUGCUGCCUCUGCUGCGAGCCUAUCAGAAUCGAACUGAUUGUCAUCCGGCUUAUUUGCGAUGAGGCAACGCAAAAGAAUCGCAACUCUUGAGAGACCAGAGGACGAACAUGCGUUGCUUUGUAUCAGGUACUCAAUAUGCCAGAAUAAAUCUGGUUUGCAUGAAGUUCUUUUAGGAACAACUGGGAGGAAACAAGGCACAUCUUUAAAGGCACCAUCCUUACCCUCCACCGAGUCAUUUGUCUGCAAGAUAAGAUUGGCAGAGGCCUUCAUAUCACUUGAACAUCCAUUAGUCACAAAAUUACGUCAAGAGAAGAUUGAUUAUCGUGCAAUUAAGGAUAUGGCUUGUGAGUACCAGCAGAUGCUUAAGCUUCUUAGAAAGGCUCCAUUUUUAGGCAGAUGGCGUGCUAAGCCAAGAUCCGUUGAUUCGUUUAUAGUUCCAUGGUGAUGACCAGAUCUUGAGGUUCUAUGCUCCGUCGCAGAGGCUGGUUCUUGAAGUUUCUUGAUUUCACCCCAAUUUUAGCAGUUUUGUGUACCAACUCUUUUAGCUUAUUUGUAGCAUGUGUGCUUCUUCACAAUACUGAUGUUUUGAACAGUGGUAGCCUAUAACAAACCUAUAAAGCCCUAUGAUAUUUGGCACCAUGAGGUGUUUAUAUGGAUCGGUAACUCUGUAACUCUUAUUAUUUUAAUUGUUGGAGAGGAAAACAAAAGUA